AUAAAGGAACCUUCCUUGAUGAAUUUCUUCAGCUCCCUGAAUUCUAAAAUGCCUCUUAAACCUGGAGAUAUCUUUGAAGUCAAACUGGUCAAAAAUGAGAACGGCUUGGGCAUAAGUGUUACGGGUGGCGUGAACACCAGUGUGAAGUAUGGAGGACUUUAUGUGAAGGCAAUCAUUCCUAAGGGAGCAGCCGAAGCUGAUGGUAGGAUUCAGAAAGGUGACCGAGUGCUUUCUGUUAAUGGGAUCACAUUGGAAGGAGCAACACAUAAACAGGCUGUGGAAAUCAUGAGAAACACUGGCCAGGAGGUCCAUCUAGUUCUAGAAAAGGGCCAGCCUCCAGCCUCCAGAGUCCAUGCUCCCACAACAUUGCAGUGCACACCUACAAAUGAACCCGGCCAUAGUGCGCUCUUGGAGAAGACUGUGAAGAAGACUUCAAGUGCCAGAGAAUACAACUUUGUCACUGAUGACAAUACAUUUGAAGUGAAACUCGUGAAAAACAGUUCUGGCCUAGGCUUCAGUUUCUGCCGUGAAGAUAGCGUCUCCCCAGAACAGCCGGGUUCCAGUAUAGUCAGGGUGAAAAAGCUCUUUCCGGGACAACCAGCUGCAGAGAGUGGGCAGAUUGAGGUCGGAGAUGUCAUCAUGAAAGUCAAUGGUUCUUCUCUAAAAGGAUUAUCUCAGCAGGAAGUCAUCUCAGCUCUCAGGGGAACAUCUCCCGAAGUCACCCUUCUCCUCUGCAGACCGCUUCCUGGAAUAUUACCGGAGAUUGAUCCUACGUUAUUGACCCCCAUCCAUUCCCCACCACAAAUAUUCCCCAAAGCGGGCAAAGAAAACCUGCCUCUCCCUAAUGGAGAGCAAGAUGAUAGCUCUGAUGAAAACGAAGCCCUUGACCAGAGCAAGAAGAUCAGGUCCCCUUCUCGGAGAGACAGCUACAGUGACAGCAGCGGGAGCGGCGGGGAGGAACCCACCACAAACCCAGCCAGCCCAAGGUGGAAUUCUGCUUUGUAUCAAACCCCAAGCCAACCAGCACCUCAAGCACCUAGUCCUUAUGAGACGUCCAGCAAGCAAAAGGAAGCGAUCCACGCAGUGUUUUGCUCUCCCCAUGAGUCAUCUAGGAAGCAAGACAUGGAGAACAGCAAUCCUCCAUCACCUCUGUUAAUGGAACUGUCACCCAUAGCAAACCAAAGAACCAUCACGCUUAAUUCUACAGAAGAAAAAUUCAACUCUUCUAUCUCUGACUUCACAUCUCCACAAGGCAGAUUGGCACCUCUUUUCAAUCACCUUGAAAAGCACGCAGAUGAAUAUGAACCAGAAGUGGAACUCCAUGUAGUUCUAACUAAAUCAGAGAAAGGUAGCCUUGGCUUCACGGUGACGAAAGGCAGUGACAAUAUCGGCUGUUACAUCCAUGAUAUAGUACAAGAUCCUGCCAAAAGCGAUGGGCGAUUGCGACCCGGAGAUCGUCUAAUCAAAAGAUGGCCACCCGAUAUUUCCAAAAGCUAAAGAACAUGAAUUCAUUGGUCUGAAGUCAAUCAAACAGAAUGGCCACUUCCAGGGAGAACAUUGUAGCAAAACAGAAAGUGGACCUGAUCAUUGCAAAAUUAAUGGUGAAACAAAUAACAGUCUUCAACUGAAAAGCCUAACCCAGGAUCUCAUCUCUAAAGAAAUGCCUCCAAGUGAUACAGUUUUCCAGGCCUCAGAUUUCCCCAACAACAACAACAACAAAGAAGUCCAAGAUGAAGAUUCUUACGAUGAGGAUGAUCACAAUCAAGUUAUUCAGUACCUUUUAGAUGUUGUCGACGAAGAAGCUCAGAAUCUGCUAAAUCGUAAUAAUUCUGCAUCUGAGACCCAUCAUGCAGAGACCAAUGGGAAACUUUUGGAAGAGAAAUCAGAGGACACAGACUAUGAUGGGUCAUCUUUGCCGGAAGAUUUUUCUGAGCAGACCCAAAUAAAUGGCUGUGAAGAACAUUGCAAUGGCAACAGAAUGUGUGGACGGUUACCUCAGCAACCUUUGAUAGCUCAGGUAGAUGAUGAUGAUGAUAUUACCUGGGGAAGUGAGGAGUUGCCAAUUGAAUCAAUAAACCAGCCACAGCCUGUUAAAGACUGCCCAUUAAUCACCAAUGAAGAACUUGCUGCUCUUCCAGUAGUCCAAAUUUUUCCUUCGGGCAACUACACAGGAACCAAAUUAAAAUCAACUAUUCAGAAGCUGCGGGGCGUGCUGGAACAAGGGGUCCCAUCUAAGGAGAUUGAGGGUAACAAAGAUGACACCACAAGGGUGCUCCUUGGGCCUGAAGGCGGCUAUAUCAAUGCCAGUUUUAUCCGGAUGCUGGUGGGGUCAAAGGAAUAUCUGUACAUUGCAUGCCAAGGACCUCUUCCUAAUACGGUGGAUGACUUCUGGCAAAUGGCUUGGGAACAGAAAUGCACUCUUAUAGCCAUGAUGACCCAGGAAGUAGAAGGAGAAAAGGUCAAAUGUCAGCGGUACUGGCCCAGCGCUCUUGGCAAAACCACAAUGGUCAGCGAUAAACUCCGUCUCUCUCUGGUGCGGCUGCAGGAACUCAAAGGUUUCAUCAUUAGGAUCAUGGAACUCGAGGACAUUCAAACUGGUGAACUCCGGCGUAUUUCCCAUUUAAACUUUACUGCUUGGCCAGAUCAUGACACACCAUCUCAACCAAAUGAUCUGAUAACUUUCAUCUCCUACAUGAGGCACAUCCACAAAUCGGGACCCAUCAUUACUCACUGCAGUGCAGGAAUUGGGCGCUCAGGGACUCUUAUUUGCCUUGACGUGGUCCUGGGCUUAAUCAGCCAAGACCUCGAGUUUGAUAUCUCCGAAGUGGUGCGGCUGAUGCGUUUGCAAAGGCAUGGCAUGAUACAAACUGAGGACCAAUACAUUUUCUGCUAUCAAGUUAUCUUGUACGUCCUAAGACGUCUUCAAGCAGAAGAACAACAAAGAAGCAGCUAAAAUAUUGUGCCAUGUAUACAUUUAAAAAUACGGAUACUUUGGGGGUAUUCACAUUACAGAUUGAAGCUGGUUUAACAUUUGUACCAUUUCCAUGGAAGAUGUAGAUCAACAAAAGAAAAAAAGAAUUGUGAUUGACAAAUGCUUGCACACACUUUCUUCAAACUGCAAUUCCCAAGAUUCUUUGCGAGUGGACUAGAAACAGCUUUUGCCAAUAUUAUUCCAGCGCCAGUCUCAAUUAAGCAUCAGGUACAACUAGGAAGGCUUCUUCCUUUACAUAGGUGUAGGUAGGCACUUAAGCAUCAUUUAUAUACAUUUAUAUUUAAUUGUGCUGCACUUUUGCAGCUUUUUCAAAUCAUUGAAAGUGAUUGACAUGUUAAAAACAUUUUUUAACAUAUAUUCAUGCUUCUUGCAGAUUAUUUUCCAGUUACUUAUAUAAUGUGGAAGCUAUUUUUGGGGAGGGGAAUAAAACAGUAUUUUAUCCUGAUGGAUUUUCUUACAGUACAUUUUUAUUUGGCUGUUUUUCAAGUGUGUUUAUAACAGAGCUAUCUUUUUCCAAUUGUAAUAUUGUAGAGAUUUCUAUAGAAAAUACUUGAAAUCAGUAUUUAAGCUUUACUUAUUCAUGUAUGGGAAAAUAGCAAAUAUUUACUGUAUCACACUUUACAAUGUUUAUAUAAAGGCUUGUGUAUAUAUUUAUAUACUUUUACAAAAAAAAGGUGAAUUAUCAAAUAUCUAAACUUCUAACUGCUGAAACAUUUCCCCCGGUGUAAAUAAAAAGUCACUUUUUAAAAUA
Thamnophis sirtalis is the source of this 3743-nucleotide messenger RNA. The record is from RefSeq and is a predicted model, not a curated record. NCBI's taxonomy places the organism in Eukaryota, Metazoa, Chordata, Lepidosauria, Squamata, Natricidae.